CGACUAAAGCGACACCCGUAAUUACGCAUUACGCUGCCAGUUAUCUCCGUGCACUCAUGGUUUUCUCAGACCAAUUUUCAAUUUGCGCACUCUUCAAAAAAGACCGUGGGUGAAGCUUGAGCUGGGUGUAGCUUUAACCAUAGUAGACUACAGAUGAUAGGUUUUCUCUUUCUCACCUUUUCCUUACUCCCUAUUUUCGAGCUUCCUUGUUUAAACUGGUUUACGCAGACGCUUUAUGGCACGAUGGUCAAUCCUGGUCACGCAAGCAAAGGAUGCACAACCUGCAAGAUGAGGCGAAUUAGGUGCGACUAUAGUCGUCCGUUUUGCCUGCGUUGCGCUAAGUCGAAGAGAGUCUGUUUGGGUUAUGAUACUCAGAAAGAGCAAGCAACGGCCUCUCACAAAAGGAGCCCCAUUUACAACAAUGCCGAUCUCAUGAUACAACCUUCAGCUAUUGUGGGCAAACUGGAUGGAAUGAGUUCCUUAUCAAGCUCCGAUUAUUACAAAACAAAUACCAGCGCGGGCUUACCACACAUUGAUCGCUUUAUUAAUAUAUUUACCCCGCUUUACGGCGGAAAAGUCGACUUUCAGCCUACCUGGCAACAUUUUUACCAUGAUCUGGGAACCGGAAGAAAGGAUCUCGCAAGAGUCGUAUGGCGUGUGCUUAAUACUUUAAACACGGGCUUCUAUUCACUACAUCAAUCUAUGCAGACUAUAGCGGCACGAAAAGAUCUGCUUGAAAGAUACGGCUCCGCUAUAAGGGAGCUGAGAGAGGCUCUCACAAACUGGCCAACUUCACUUGCCUUGGUUACUCCAGUUUUUCAUUUUUCCUUGUAUGAGAUGGUUGUCAAUCUAGAUCCGGCAGACAGAACAUGGCAGACUCAUCUUUAUGGCCUAUUAAGUAUACUUCGGCAACUACCGGGAAAUUUUACUAGAUUCACUUUAAUUAAGGCAAUAAAGAUUUCUGAAUCAGCAAAGGAUGUCCAUAAAGCUUUGGAAUUAUCAACUGCGGACGGCCUGGAGAGGGCGUGCUUGCUAUUGGAUAUUGUCAAGCUUCAGCUUCGUAAGCUGGUAACCGAGAUGGAUACUAAUGCCAAUAUUUCACUAAUGACUGUACGGAAACUGGAUAUGCAGAAAUUGCGCGUGUCUAUUAAGUAUGUUCAAAAACAAUUGGACCUAUUUCCUAUGAUACUGCGCGAAACCGUGUAUUCUAAGAUAGCAGUCAUUGGCAUCGAUAGACCUCGCAGCGGUAACCAGACAGUUAACGAGUCACAAUUCUUUGUCACACUAUGGAAUGACUUUUACACUCUGCGGAUUAUAACAUCAACUAUGCUUCUUAAUAUAGGUAGCGUGGUUUAUCCGAAUGCGGUCUACAGUUGCAAAAGAGAAUUUACGGUAUUAUCAAGUAUGAUACAAGAAGCUGUCAGCAGAAUUUGCUCUAUCACUGCUUAUUACACCGGAUCAUAUCCUCAGGCAACGCUAGAUUGCUUCGAAAUGCCAGUGAUGAAGACAACACAGGCUUUGACUUUGAUAUGGCCAUUAUCUUCCGUUUUAAUAGCUCCAGAUCUAACAGAUCAGCAACAAAAUUGGGUUAAGAACGUACUGCGGAGUAUUGGGGAACAAUGCACAAUUCCUAAAGCAUUGUCAUUGGCAUGCACAGGGAAGGGAAAUAUACCACAGUCAGAUAUAUUAGCAGGCAUCCUCCUUGUUAGCCUACUAAAUAUCUUACCACAACCUACUUUUUUCUAUGAAAGACAAACCUGCGAAAACAAAGUAAUUUAACUCCAGGACUAGUUUGUUCACAAUUUAGCGGAAUUGUGCACGUGCAUGGGUGCUAGAGUUGGAUUUCAUAUAUCCUUAUAGAUUUAAUAUUUAACCUCUGGUCAUACGUAGGUCGUCUAUAAUAGAUUUCUUCUGGC
This is a messenger RNA of Trichoderma harzianum CBS 226.95, 1916 nucleotides long. RefSeq lists its product as hypothetical. Gene Ontology annotation, molecular function: DNA-binding transcription factor activity, RNA polymerase II-specific; zinc ion binding. NCBI's taxonomy places the organism in Eukaryota, Fungi, Ascomycota, Sordariomycetes, Hypocreales, Hypocreaceae. The transcript is spliced from 4 exons. Gene Ontology annotation, biological process: regulation of DNA-templated transcription. The coding region runs from base 154 to 1779 and encodes 541 amino acids. The record is from RefSeq and is a predicted model, not a curated record.